Molecule: messenger RNA, 6102 nt
Organism: Chanos chanos (milkfish)
Lineage: Eukaryota; Metazoa; Chordata; Actinopteri; Gonorynchiformes; Chanidae
Gene: myofl
Product: myoferlin like
Exons: 52
Coding region: 1-6102 (2033 amino acids)
Biological process (GO): plasma membrane organization; membrane fusion
Cellular component (GO): membrane
Source: RefSeq, a predicted model, not a curated record
AUGCUGAAGGUGGUUGUUGAGUCCGCCAAGGGAAUCCCUAAAAAGACCCUCGGAAACCCAGACCCCAUAACGUCAGUGGUUUUCAGAGAUGACAAGAAAAAAACGAGGGCGAUUGACAAUGAGUUAAAUCCUGCUUGGAACGAGGUCCUUGAGUUUGAUUUAAAAGGCAUCCCCUUGGAUCCUUCCUCUUUCAUUGAUGUGGUUGUGAAGGACUACGAGACAAUUGGAAAAGACAAAUUUAUUGGAUCUGCAAAAAUCUCUCUCAGAGAGCUGUCUAACGGUCAGACGAGAUCCCUGCCUGCGAAAAACAUUGCCCUCCUCAACGAGAAAAAACAGGACAUAGGGGCCACCAUCAACUUGUUAAUUGGAUAUGAGCCUCCCGCUUCCGCCAUACCGAACCCAAACGAGCGCGUGGACGCAGACGCUCCCGCUGGAGAGACAGAGGAGGGUGUGGAUGAUUCUGGGGAUGUUGGAGAUGGAGGUGACCCAACCACCCCUGGGGCGGGACCCACGCCCGGGCAGGCUGGGAGGCCGUCUCAAAGGAUCCGUGGUACACGGAGGAAACACAGACCUCUCGCAAACAAACCCCAGGACUUCCAGAUCCGCGUACGAGUGAUUGAGGGCAGACAGUUGCCCGGAAACAACAUCAAGCCGGUCGUCAAGGUGAUUGCUUGCGGACAGACACACAGGACGAGGAGUCGUCGAGGAAAUAAUCCGUUUUUUGAUGAGAUUUUCUUCUACAACGUCAACAUGCUGCCGUCCGAGCUGUUUGAUGAGUUCAUCCACUUAAGGGUAUAUAACUCCUACUCCUUGCGAUCAGACAGCCUGAUGGGAGAAUUUAAGCUGGAUGUGGGCUAUCUCUACGAUGAACCUGCUCACGCUAUCAUGCGGAAGUGGCUACUCUUGAGCGACCCAGAUGACUCGAGCUCUGGAGCAAGAGGUUACCUCAAAGUCAGCAUGUUCAUCGUGGGGACGGGAGAUGAACCGCCGGUGGAGAAGAGAGAACAGAAUGAGGAAGAGGAUGAUAUUGAGAGUAACCUGCUGCUCCCUGCUGGGGUCACUCUCAGAUGGGCCACUAUCACUCUAAAAAUCUACCGUGCUGAGGACAUGCCUCAAAUGGAUGAUGCAUUUGCACAGUCAGUCAAACAGAUGUUUGGUGGCACAGGUGACAAGAAGAACUUAGUGGAUCCGUUUUUGGAAGUCAGUUUUGCAGGAAAAAAGAUAUGCACCAAGAUCAUCGAGAAAAAUGCCAAUCCUGAAUGGAAUCAACUUAUCAACCUGCAAAUCAAGUUUCCAUCAAUGUGUGAGCGGAUCAAACUGACUGUUUAUGACUGGGAUCGUCUGACGAAGAAUGAUGCUAUUGGAACCACUUAUUUAAAUCUAAGUCAAAUAGCAUCAUCUGGGGGUGAAAUUGAGGGGGACGCAGGGCUGUCAGAGGUGGGCUUCCUUCCAGCUUUUGGGCCUUGUUACCUAAAUUUCUACGGGAGUCCACGAGAAUUCUCCGGACUUCCCGACCCUUAUGAGGACUUGAAUUUUGGCAAGGGAGAAGGGGUGGCCUAUAGAGGAAGAGUUCUCAUCGAACUUUCAACUCAACUUGAGGCGAAAGCUGACAAGAAGAUAGAUGACCUGUCCAACGAUGACAUCUUGGUGGCUCAGAAAUACCAGCGGAGGAGGAAGUACUCGCUGUGUGCGGUAUUUCACAGCGCAUGCAUGCUUCAGGAACCUGGUGAACCCAUCCAGUUUGAGGUCAGCAUUGGGAACUACGGCAACAAACUGGACUCCACAUGCAAACCUCUGGCCUCCACCACACAGUAUAGCUGUGCUGUGUUUGACGGAAACCACUACUACUACUUGCCCUGGGCAGACACCAAGCCUGUGGUCAUCCUCACGUCUUACUGGGAAGACAUCAGCCAUCGCAUGGACGCCGUCAACAUUAUCCUGUAUAUCGCAGACCGACUGAAAAACAACAUCACUUCCCUGAAGACAGCCAUUUUGGCCAAGGUGUCGGAGCCGCGCUUGGCGGAGAUCUGGCUAAAACUCAUCAGCCAGGUCAUCGAGGACCUUAGCAGUUACCAGGUGCCAGAGCUGGAGGGCAGUCCCAACCUCACGGCCCUGGACAUCCAGAUUAAGAAGCUACGAGACACGGCCUUGGCCAACAUCAGAGAGAUGGCCGAGCGGAUGAGGCAGGAGGCCACCGACGUGAAAGCGACCCUCUCUGACAUCGAGGACUGGCUAGAGAGGCUGAAUCAGCUGGCCGAAGAGCCCCAGAACAGCAUGCCUGAUGUCAUCAUCUGGAUGCUGCGUGGCGAGAAGAGGGUGGCGUACGCCAGGAUCCCGGCCAAUCAGAUCCUUUACUCCACUGCCAGCGAACAGGCCAGAGGCAAACACUGCGGCAGGACGCAGACCGUUUUCUUACAGUACCCCAUGGACAAAAACAAAGGCUUGAAGAUCCCUGUCCAGCUGCGCGUGAGCAUGUGGCUUGGCCUGUCUGCGCACGAGAAGAAAUUCAACGAGUUCUCCGAGGGCACGUUCAGUGUGUACGCAGAGAUGUAUGAGAACCAGGCCCAGAUGUUUGGGAAGUGGGGCACCACGGGCUUGGUGGGCCGUCACAAGUUUUCCGACGUGACGGGCAAAGUGAAGUUAAAGAGGGAGCGUUUCAUGCCCCCCCGCGGCUGGGAAUGGGAGGGAGAGUGGUUCGUGGACCCGGAACGCUGCCUUCUAACAGAGGCUGACGCGGGUCACACAGAGUUCACCGAUGAAGUCUUUCAGAACGAGACCCGUUUCCCUGGUGGAGAGUGGAAGCCGGCUGACGAGCCCUACACCGACGUGAACGGGGAGAAAGCUCAGAGCCCAGAUGAGAUAGAGUGUCCGCCCGGCUGGAAGUGGGAGGACAGCUGGACGUUUGACACCAACAGGGCUGUGGACGAGAAAGGCUGGGAGUAUGGGGUGACCAUUCCUCCAGAUGAUAAACCCAGGUCCUGGGUGCCAGCAGAGAAGAUGUACCACAUCCACCGGAGGAAGAGGCUGGUUCGUCCCCGCAAGAAGAUAUCUGACGUCCCCACCACGGACAGGAAAAACGUGGGUGAAGGCUGGGAAUACUCCUCUCUGAUUGGCUGGAAGUUCCACCAGAAGGAGCGUUCGUCGGACACAUUCCGUCGCAGGCGCUGGAGGAGGAAGAUGGCUCCGGCCAACGUGAUAGGAGCCUCCGCCAUUUUCAAACUGGAGGGAGCACUGGGGAUCGACGAGGAAGACAAAGGCGGCAAAAAGGAUUCGGCCACGCGUUUUGGCGUAAACACACCCACCGUUUCCUGCAGUUUCGACCGGUCUUUCAUGUACCAUCUCAGAGUCUAUGUGUACCAAGCAAGACAACUCCUUCCCAUGGACAAAGACAGCUUCUCUGAUCCCUAUGCCCAUGUGUCCUUCCUCCAUGUCAGUAAAACCACGGAGGUCAUUAGAAGUACCCUGAACCCCACCUGGGAUCAGACGCUCAUCUUUGACAACAUCGAGAUCUACGGAGAUCCUCAGACCUUGGCACACAACCCCCCCAGCGUUGUCCUGGAGAUCUACGACAGUGACCAAGUGGGUAAAGAUGAGCCCAUGGGCCGGAGUAUGUGCCCCCCAGUGGUGAAGCUGAAUCCAGCCUCAGCAGUCAACCCCCACCUUCUGUGGUACCCCAUCACCAUGAAGGGCAAGAACGCUGGGGAGAUAUUGGUGGCAGCUGAACUUCUGCUUAAAGACAAGACAAAUGAAGCAGAUCUGCCUCUGGUUCCACCCAGAAGAGCUGAGAAACUCUACAUGGUUCCUCAGGGGAUCAGGCCAGUGGUGCAGCUCACUGCUAUUGAGAUUCUGACCUGGGGUUUGCGGAACAUGAAGACCUAUCAGCUGGCCCCUGUGUCAUCUCCCAGUCUGGUAGUGGAGUGUGGAGGCCAGAGUGUGCAGACAGCUGUCAUUAAGAACAUCAAGAAAAGCCCCAACUUCCCUGGAUCGGUCCUCUUCCUCAAAGUGCUUCUCCCGAAAGACGAGAUGUACACUCCGCCCAUCAUCCUGAAAGUCAUUGACCAUCGGCCGUUUGGGCGGAAACCCGUGGUGGGUCAGUGCACCAUCGACUCCCUGGAGGAAUUCCGGUGUGACCCGUACGUCAGCACGGCAGAAGUGGCCAUGUCUGCCAGAGUGGCCAUGAUGAGUGCAGCAGCUCCUGGACAUGUAGUUAUUGAUAUAGAAGAGAGAAGACCAGCUUUGAGUAGUCAGGAGGAGGAGGCCGUUGAUUGGUGGAGUAAAUUCUACUCCUCUAUUGGAGAACAUGAGAAAUGCGGCCCGUACUUACAGAAGGGGUACGACACCUUGAAAGUGUACGGCUGUGAGCUGGAGGAGGUUCCAGACUUCUGUGGCCUCACCGACUUCUGUAAGACGUUCAAACUGCAGAGGGGGAAGACGGAUGAGGAUGAGGAGGACCCAUCUGUGGUGGGAGAAUUCAAGGGGUCAUUUAAAGUGUAUCCCUUAUCUGAUGACCCUAACGUGUCAGCACCCCCGCGGCAGUUCCGCGAGCUGCCUGAGAGCGGUCCCCAGGAGUGUAUUGUGAGGAUCUAUGUGGUUCGCUGCAUUGACCUGCAACCCAAGGACAACAACGGCAUGUGUGAUCCUUAUAUAAAGAUUUCUUUGGGAAAGAAAACUAUCGAGGACAGAGAUAACUACAAACCAAACACAUUAAACCCCGAAUUUGGAAGAAUGUUCGAACUGUCCUGCUUCUUGCCUCAAGAUAAAGACCUGAAGAUCUCCGUCUACGAUUUUGAUUUGCUAAGCCGCGACGAGAAGGUCGGGGAGACGGUGAUCGACUUGGAGAAUCGACUACUUUCUCGUUUCGGCUCGUACUGCGGUCUGUCGGAGUCAUAUUGUGUAUCUGGAGUGAACCAGUGGAGGGACCAGCUGAAGCCGUCUCAGAUCCUGCAGAACCUGGCCAGACUCAGAGGGAUCCCUCCCCCCCAGAUAGCAGACGACGGCAGCACACUGUCCUUCGGUGGACGGAAUUACAGUUUGUUAGACUUGGAGGCCAAUAAAGUGAUCCAUCAGCACCUGGGCCCAGCCAAGGAGAGGAUCAGCCUUCACGUUCUGAGAAAGCAGGGCCUGGUGCCCGAGCAUGUGGAGACCAGGACGCUAUUUAGCACCUACCAGCCCACGCUCUCCCAGGGAAGGAUCCAGAUGUGGGUGGACAUAUUUCCCAAAAGUCUGGGUCUUCCUGGGCCACCCACCGACAUCACACCACGCAAAGCCAAGAAAUAUUUCCUGCGAGCCAUCAUCUGGAACACUACUGAAGUGAUCUUGGAUGAGACCAGCAUCACAGGAGAGAACAUGAGUGACAUAUACGUGAAAGGGUGGAUGGCAGGAAUGGAAGAAAACAAACAGAAGACAGACGUGCACUACAGAUCUCUGGACGGUGACGGAAAUUUCAACUGGAGAUAUGUCUUCGAUUUCGACUACCUGCCGGCGGAACAGCUGUGUCUAGUGUCCAGAAAGGAGCACUUUUGGAGUCUUGAUAAAACCGAGUUCAGAAUUCCGCCCAAACUGAUUAUCCAGAUUUGGGAUAACGACAAAUUCUCACUGGACGAUUAUUUAGGCACUCUGGAGCUGGACCUGCUACACCUGAUCCCUCCUGCCAAAACCCCGGAGAAGUGCAGUCUGAGCAUGCUCACGCAGGUGCCAGGCAACACUCCCAGGAAGAGCCUGCCAGCCAAAUCCCUCUUCUCCCAAAAGGCUGUGAGAGGCUGGUGGCCAUGCGUGAUGGAAGAGGAUGGCAAGACAAAACUUGCCGGCAAAGUAGAAAUGACUCUUGAGAUUGUGGAAGAGAAGGAAGCAGAUGAAAAACCCGCGGGGAAAGGAAGAGAUGAACCUAACAUGAACCCCAGACUGGAUCUUCCAAAUCGACCAGACACCUCCUUCUUCUGGUUCACGAAUCCAUGCAAAACCAUGAAGUUCAUCGUGUGGCGCAGAUUCAAAUGGGUCUUUAUCGGGAUCAUCAUUCUUAUACUAGUAGGCCUAUUCGUGGGAAUACUACUGUACUCCUUACCUAACUACAUCUCAAUGAAGAUUGUGAAGCCUUUCCGAUGA